CUUCAAAUACAUUCAACUGUCGUAUUUUUUUUUACAAAUACCAGUUGCAAGAGACUUACUUAUAUAUCGCGAAUACCCGAGACUACAUUUGAGCUUUUACCUUCGAAUAAAAAUCACUAAAAGCGUCUUUCUUCCAUUAAAGAAUAUAGAAAAAUGUCCCAAAAAGUUGACUGGGCAAAUUAUGUAGCCCAUACAGAAACAAAGCUAUCUAAAGUAUCUGUGAGUGACACAAACCUUGGAGAAACAGAUGAAGAAGCUCCUGAAAAAUACAGUCCUGCCGAAGCCAGCCUUUUGGCCAAAAUUAUCCGAAAAGGUUUAGUAGAAAGCAAAAAUGAUAUUGAGGUUCAGAGAAAAGACCCAAAGUCACCAUUGUAUUCUGUGAAAACUUUUGAGGCUUUAAAUUUAAAACCAAACCUUCUAAAGGGAGUGUAUGAAAUGGGAUUUAAUGCACCUUCUAAAAUUCAGGAGACAGCUUUACCAACUCUAUUGGCUGAUCCAUGUCAAAAUCUUAUAGCACAAAGCCAGUCUGGAACUGGAAAAACUGCUGCAUUUGUACUAGCUAUGCUGAGUAGGGUUGAUCCUGACAAGCAUUAUCCGCAGGUAUUAUGUCUAUCACCCACCUAUGAACUAGCCAUACAGACUGGUGAGGCUGCAGCACAUAUGGCCAAAUUUUGUCCUGAAAUUGAAAUGAGAUUUGCAGUUAGAGGAGAGGAAGUUCCCAGGAACACAAAACUCACAGAACACAUUAUAAUUGGCACGCCAGGCAAAGUUAUGGACUGGGCACUCAAAUUAAAAUUUUUUGAUCUUAAGAAAAUUAGCGUAUUUGUACUGGAUGAAGCCGAUGUCAUGAUAGCACAACAAGGGCAUCAGGACCAAUGCAUCCGAAUACACAAGGAACUGAGCCCCAAAUGUCAGAUGAUGUUUUUCUCGGCGACUUAUACCUCAGAAGUUAUGGAUUUUGCGGAACAUAUCGUGAAAAAUCCAAUAGUAAUCAGGCUGAAACGGGAAGAGGAAAGCUUGGAUAAUAUAGCACAGUAUUAUGUUAGGUGUGCUAAUCCUGAACAAAAAUACACUGCAGUUACUAAUAUAUAUGGUAUGCUGGGUCUUGGACAAGCCAUCAUUUUUUGUCACACCAGGAAAACAGCUUCAUGGUUAUCAGAAAAGAUGUCAUCAGAUGGCCAUGCAGUGGCCGUUCUUAGCGGGGAUUUAACGGUGGAACAGAGAAUAAAUGUACUCGAUAGAUUUAGGGAAGGGAAAGAGAAAGUACUUAUUACGACAAAUGUCUUAUCCAGAGGUAUCGACGUAGAACAAGUUACCAUAGUUGUUAACUUUGACUUACCAGUUGAUCUUCAGGGAGAGGCAGAUUGUGAGACGUACCUACAUAGGAUCGGUCGUACCGGCAGGUUUGGUAAGAAGGGAAUCGCCAUUAAUCUGGUGGAUUCGGAAAAUUCGAUGAGGAUUUGCAAGGAUAUCGAAAAACACUUUGGCAAAAAGAUACAAUAUCUCAACGCUGAUGACUGCGAUGAAAUCGAGAAAAUUGGACAGUGACCGUUUAAUUAGCCAUAGUAUGCUUGUUAUUUUUAUAUAUGGAUUUAUGGUACUGCAAGGUUUAUAUAGAAAAAUCAUCAUACUUUAAGAAUAAACUAUUAAUUGGAAA
This is a messenger RNA of Anthonomus grandis grandis, 1657 nucleotides long. It is a transcript of the gene Dbp80, whose product is annotated as DEAD-box helicase Dbp80. Gene Ontology annotation, cellular component: nucleus; cytoplasmic stress granule. The record is from RefSeq and is a predicted model, not a curated record. The coding region runs from base 154 to 1548 and encodes 464 amino acids. Gene Ontology annotation, molecular function: ATP binding; RNA helicase activity; RNA binding. The transcript is spliced from 8 exons. NCBI's taxonomy places the organism in Eukaryota, Metazoa, Arthropoda, Insecta, Coleoptera, Curculionidae. Gene Ontology annotation, biological process: poly(A)+ mRNA export from nucleus.